Messenger RNA from Terrapene triunguis (Three-toed box turtle), 1308 nucleotides. Its product is annotated as multiple epidermal growth factor-like domains protein 8. The record is from RefSeq and is a predicted model, not a curated record. The transcript is spliced from 8 exons. Gene Ontology annotation, cellular component: Golgi apparatus. Lineage: Eukaryota; Metazoa; Chordata; Testudines; Emydidae. Gene Ontology annotation, molecular function: protein binding. The annotation marks the transcript as partial.
CCCCCAGCAGCCGGCACCGGGUGCUCCUGACCUUCCUGUUCAUGGACACGGAGUGCACCUACGACUACCUCUUUGUCUACGACGGCGACUCCCCGCGCUGCCCCCUGCUGGCCAGCCUGAGCGGCAGCACCCUGCCCCCCCCCCUCGAGGCCACCUCCGGCAAGAUGCUGCUGCACCUGUUCAGUGACGCCAACUACAACCUGCUGGGCUUCAACGCCAGCUACCGGGUCUCGCUCUGCCCCCGCGGCUGCUCCGGCCACGGUGCCUGCGAGCCCCACGGCCAGUGCCAGUGUCAGCCUGGCUGGGGGGGGCCCGACUGCGCCGUGCCCCACUGCGACAGCUACUGCCUGGGCCACGGGGCCUGUGACCAGGAGUCCGACCGGUGCCGGUGUCAGCCAGGCUUUGUGGGCGAGGCUUGUGACCUGGCGCUGGGCGAGAACCAGGGUGCCGGGCGCUGGUACAACGUGAGCUCCGGGGACCCCCACUUCCGACCCCGCACGGCUGCUGCUGGCGCCGUCCUGCCCCCCACCGGGGCGUUCUACAUCUUCGGGGGGCUGGACCUGAACACGGCGCUGGGCGACCUCGUCAUCUACAACUUCACCUCCAACCUGUGGCAGCGCCGGGUGCUGAGCCCCUCCCCGGCGGCCCGUCACUCCCACGUGGCCGUGGCCUGGCAGGGCUGCCUGGUGCUGUGCGGCGGGGAGCUGGCCGACGGCUUCCUGGCCAGCGACGUCUGGAUGUACCAACCCCACGAUGGGUGCUGGCUGGAGUUGGCCCCCCCCAACGCCACGGGCUCUCUGCCCCCCGGCCUGGCCAGCCACGCCGCAGCCGUGGUCGACACGUGGCUGUACGUCUUUGGAGGCCGCACCGCCGUGGACGUCUUCUCCUCGCAGAUGUUCCGCUUCCAUCUGGAGAGGUGGCAGUGGGAGCGCGUGGUGCCCGCUGGGGGGAAGGCGCCCGCUGCUGCCGGGCACUCCAUGGUCUUCCACCCGCCUUCCCGUGCCCUGCUGGUGUACGGGGGCCACCGGCCCUCCACAGCCCGGUUCAGCAUGCGGGUGAACAGUACGGACCUGUUCCACGUGGACCUGCGCCAUUGGAGCCCCUUGCGCGGGCGCGACCCCCAGCACGGCCCCCGGGAGCGCGCCUUCCACAGCGCCAGCCUGCUGGGCAGUUACAUGGUGGUGUACGGGGGCAACGUGCACAUUCACUACCAUGAGGAGAAGUGCUACGAGGACGAACUUUUCUUCUACCACCUGGGCUGCCACCAGUGGGUGCCCGGCCAGGCGCUGGCACGAAGCCUGCCCCAUG